AUGGCGAGCUUAGCCGGAGUCAUGCUCGCCAAAACCUCAGAUGAUCCUUCUCCCAGCCCUCUCCACAUCACGCCGCACGACAGCAAGUUCUACGCCAGGCUCCUCUCCAAGGAGGACGACGCCUCCUUGUCCACCACCCCUUCCUUCGGCGUCUACGAUGGCGUCGCACCCGGCUCCGUGCCCUUCGUUUGGGAGUCGCAGCCGGGCACUCCCAAGCCCACCGCCGUCGCCCUGGCGGAACCGCUCCCUCCUAUCAACCCACCACCCUCCUCCUACUUCCACCCCGUUCUCGGGAAGGCUAAGCUGGUCAGCAAGAAGCGAAGGGUCAACCCAUCCUCCCGGUUCACCUUCCUCGCCACCCUAUUCCGAAAGCUCACGCCGAAGAAGUCACCUUCAUCGCCCGUCUCCUCGUCGUUCACGUCGUCACCGUUCUCCCGACUGGAGUCGCCCCGUUCUCGGCGGAGGUCGUCCUUCUCUUCCAAGGGCGACGACGACGAGGAGGAAGAUGUCGGUGAUGCCUCCACGAGAUCCAUCCUUUGCUUUAGGCUACAGCGGUCUCCGCGCAUCACGCUGUUCCGCCAUUCUCGCGACAACUGCUCCAGUUUGAUCGCUGCGAACUGA
Molecule: messenger RNA, 621 nt
Organism: Musa acuminata AAA Group (dessert banana)
Lineage: Eukaryota; Viridiplantae; Streptophyta; Magnoliopsida; Zingiberales; Musaceae
Exons: 1
Coding region: 1-621 (206 amino acids)
Source: RefSeq, a predicted model, not a curated record